Messenger RNA from Oncorhynchus mykiss (rainbow trout), 2417 nucleotides. Lineage: Eukaryota; Metazoa; Chordata; Actinopteri; Salmoniformes; Salmonidae. The record is from RefSeq and is a predicted model, not a curated record.
UCAUGUGACCAUCCUCCAACUGGAGUUUCCACGACAGCUGGGAGCCGUGCGAUACCUCCUCGCGUAUUGCUUUCUUAAAGAAUACGUAGGGACUGUCCUUAUUUCAACAUCCGCAAACAAACUUUUGGCGGCAUGGGAGACAAGAAGAGUCCAACCAGGCCGAAGCGUCAACCAAAGCCUUCGGCGGAAGAGGGAAAUUGGGACUGUAGCGUUUGCACAUACAAGAACACCGCGGAGGCUUUCAAGUGCAUGAUGUGCGAUGUAAGGAAAGGGACGUCAACACGGAAGCCUCGUCCUGUCUCCCAGCUGGUUGCUCAGCGGGUAGCGCCGCAGUUCGCCUCGCCCACGCUGCUGCCCAAGAAGGACAAGAAGGACAGAACGGACCAGGAGAAGAAUGACAAAGAGCCCACAGUGAAGAAGAACAACCACAAGAAGAUGAGGCCCAGGUUAAAAAACAUUGACAGGAGCAGCGCUCAGCACCUAGAGGUCACGGUUGGAGACCUGACUGUCAUCAUCACAGACUUUAAGGAGAAAACCAAACCUCCCCCCUCCUCCUCCACCACCACCACACCCCCCACCUCUACCACCCCCUCCAGCACUGUGUCUGUGUCUGCAGAACACCACAGUGGCUCCAGCUCAGACAACAACACUGAGAGAGGGGUCUCACGGUCAUCUUCACCCCGGGGAGAGGGCUUCUUAGUCGGGACAGAGUCCCACUAGACCACCCCAAUUGGAACCCCAGCCCCCCUCCCCAAGUUGGAGGCCCUGGACCACCAAACUCCUAGCCCAACAGACCCUCAGACCUCUAACCCCUAGACCUUGGCCUGGAUCCCCAACCCCUAGACCUUGGCCUGGAUCCCCAACCCCUAGACCUUGGCCUGGAUCCCCAACCCCUAGACCUUGGCCUGGAUCCCAGACACCGAGACCUUGGCCUGGAUCCCCAACCCCUAGACCCUGGCCUGGACCCCCAACCCCUAGACCCUGGCCUGGACCCCCAACCCCUAGACCUUGGCCUGGAUCCCCGACACCGAGACCUUGGCCUGGAUCCCCAACCCCUAGACCUUGGCCUGGACCCCCAACCCCUAGACCUUGGCCUGGAUCCCCGACACUGAGACCUUGGCCUGGAUCCCCAACCCCUAGACCUUGGCCUGGACCCCCAACCCCUAGACCUUGGCCUGGAUCCCCGACCCCUAGACCUUGGCUAUGACUACUCAUGGCUUAACAUAGGCCACUCUAACCUCACUCCUCUGUCCUCAACUCUGAUAUGUAAUGUUAUCUCUGGACUUGCACAUUUACUGUAGUACUAGCUACAGGUUACAGCUAGAUCAACACAUUUAGGAGCUACAGGUUACAGCUAGAUCAACACAUUUAGCAGCUACAGGUUACAGCUAGAUCAACACAUUUAGCAGCUACAGGCUACAGCUAGAUCAACACAUUUAGGAGCUACAGGUUACAGCUAGAUCAACACAUUUAGCAGCUACAGGCUACAGUUAGAUCAACACAUUUAGCAGCUACAGGUUACAGCUAGAUCAACACAUUUAGCAGCUACAGGCUCCAGCUGGAUCAACACAUUUAGCAGCUACAGGCUACAGCUGGAUCAACACAUUUAGCAGCUACAGGUUACAGCUGGAUCAACACAUUUAGCAGCUACAGGCUACAGCUGGAUCAACACAUUUAGCAGCUACAGUUUAUAGCUAGCACUACUACUACCAACCUUGAGUUGUGGUUUGCUUUUGGACAAAAAAAACCACCACAAUCUGAAGUCUUGUUUUAAUGAAAUUUCUCUGAUUAACUUUAGGCCAAUUUAACUGACUUUUAAAAAGUAUUUUUUGAAACCUGUGUUCUAAACAUGAAGUAAUGUCAUUACAUUUAGCUUAUCUUAGCCCAUUGUACAGCUCUGUUUUAAUGUGUUAUAACAUCACGUCAGUGUUCGUAUCCAUGUCAACAUCGGAACUUCCAACCUCCUGUCCAAUGACAACUGUCGUGACAUGAUGAUUAUGGUUCAGAGUUCUUCAGUUUGUGUUGCAUUAUGGGAGAAAACACGAGGGACAUGUGGAGAGGAUGGAAAACCUAUGGGCUCUCUUUUGGUACUUGUCUCUCAGUUGUAAAGUGUCAUUUAUUGAUUGAAUGUGUUGGAGACUGAAUUGUAUUGUCAUUGACUCACAUCAGCCGGGACCUGGUGUGGUUUUAUCAUUCAUGAGAAAAUGUUCUUCAAAACAGCGUCUGUUUUUGAAUUGUGUCCGUUUUAACACCACCUCAAAUGGUUGAUCAUAACCGUGUCACAACAUUCACUGUUACAUUUUCUAUCCUUUGUUUUGUUUCUACCAAGCUUUGCUGUUUAGAAAUGUAUGGACGACUUGGUUGAUUACAUGGUUCAAUGUCUAUAAAGAAAGAUAUAAAUAAUGGCAUUAUGUAUU